Messenger RNA from Aspergillus homomorphus CBS 101889, 2893 nucleotides. Its product is annotated as protein arginine N-methyltransferase. Gene Ontology annotation, cellular component: cytosol; nucleus. The record is from RefSeq and is a predicted model, not a curated record. Bases 347 to 2869 code for a protein of 840 amino acids. The transcript has 5 exons. Lineage: Eukaryota; Fungi; Ascomycota; Eurotiomycetes; Eurotiales; Aspergillaceae. Gene Ontology annotation, biological process: regulation of DNA-templated transcription; peptidyl-arginine N-methylation.
GCAGCGUCCGUGAGCACAGGGUGAUAAUUCUUCCUCCACAGUAUUGGGGUGACCGGCUCUUGUCAGUAUUCUUUGCUUUUGCACUUCCCUCCUCACUGCUCCCCUUUACAAUGGCCUGAAAAUGAAUAUUGUGUUGAAACUCAAUUGAUCGACCGCAGGUGGGACCACAAUCUUCAGCGGAUCAACCAGCCGUUCUCGACGAGAUAUAGAGAGAUAGUUCAUUCACCUCUCCAUUGACGCCGAACAAUACCUCCAGUCGCAACUCACGCGACUCGUCAUUUACCUCACUCAUCUUUCCUCUAUAAAAGUAUUCGCAUAGCCGGACGAUAUUUUCUUUUUUGCCAAGAUGGAGCCCUUUACCAGCCCCGACAAUGUCAACAUCACUUUCUGCAUUGGCCAGCAUGAAGAGGACCGGAAGGUACCCAUUACCAAUGAACUGGUACAGGCGGCACAUGAAAGUAAUUAUGACAUGCUAACAGCCCCGGUAACCACCUCCCACUUCCAAUCCCGAGUGCUCGCUCUUCUCUCGACUUAUCAAGGGAGCUUACAACCCUCGGCGCCAGGCCCCAAUGGAACGAUGAUGACCAGCGAGAACACACGGCCGCUCGUGGUCCCCGAGCUGGGACCGGCUGACACGCACUUGACCCCCAACGAGGCAAUGACCCAGCUGGUCGGCGUCACCAGCUCGUGGAUUGACCUGUGCUCGCCGGAUCCCCUCAUCGCGGAAAUCUCCCGCCAGGUGUUCAUGCUGGAAGUGAACUAUGCCGCGUUCUGUGGAGUUGGAUACCUGCUGAUCCCGGGCCCCAAACUCCACCACAACGACGCCCACUCGGAGCAGAUCAUCUACUAUGCGCGGGCCGUGCAAGAUGCUAUCAACGUCGCGCCUUAUAUCCAAUUCCAUAUGUGGACGCAUAUGGUUGAUAGCCCGGAUCUCCAGGGAAACAAGAUCACUGACUUGGCUAGUCUGGCUCGCAAGGAGUUUGUUAGGGACUUGGUGGGUCCUGUCUUGAGAGUUGAUCCGUUCGGAACCUGGGAUGCCUGGGAUAUUAUCAGGAGGCUCUGUAAAUACCACCCAAGGCUCGUCGUAGCACUCUCCCUGCCCAAGCAACUUCCCCCAAUGUCCGUGCAGUCCCGCUGGUACUCGGAGCCAGUUCACAUGCUUACAAUUGAUGGAAAUACCUUCAUCAAUAAUCAAAAAGGCUAUCCCGUGCUUUCCAAGGCACAUCAAGCUCUGAUUGCUCGGUUCAUGCGCCUUCGAACCACCCCAUGGAUCCUCCUUUGCGAAGUUGGCCCCAUACCAGGUGUGGAGGUGGACGAGUCCUUUGAGAACUCCGAUACUCCAGGCUCUGAAUACCCCAGCCUCGCGCAGGCUGCAGUCUCAAACAAGAAACACCAUGACCCUACUCCUCACCUAUCUUAUGUCAGAAACCUCCAGUCCCGCCAGCCUUCCCGGAGCGCCAUGGAACGGUUCGGGAUGGGCUACCAGGAUUACUUACAAGCCCCUCUCCAGCCAUUGACCGUCAACCUGGAGAGCAUCACAUACGAGGUCUUCGAAAAAGACCCCAUUAAGUACGAUUGGUAUGAGAAAGCCAUCGCCAAGGCCCUGACGGAUUGGUCGAAGAAACCAAGCUCCGGGCCCGACGGCAAAGUGGUGGUCGCUGUCGUAGGAGCUGGUCGAGGGCCACUCGUUGGCCGCGCGCUCCGAGCCAGCGCUGAAACGGGCGUUGAAAUCGACCUCUGGGCAGUGGAAAAGAACCCCAACGCAUUUGUCCUUCUCCAGCGCCAUAACAAGAACCACUGGGGUGGAAAGGUCAAGUUGAUUCACUCGGACAUGCGAAGCUGGAAAGGCCCGCAAGUCGAGAAAGGCGCCACCCCAGGAUCGCAGACAGCAUCGAGCCCGACGCAAGCAGCCACCUCCGGCACCACGAACGCGGCCCUCGUCCCUACGACGAUCGACAUCCUCGUCUCCGAGCUCCUAGGCUCCUUCGGCGACAAUGAGCUGUCGCCCGAAUGCCUCGACGGCGUCACGCACCUCCUCACCCCGGUGCACGGCAUCUCUAUCCCGGCCUCCUACACGGCGCACCUCACCCCGAUCGCGGCCCCUAAGCUGCACGCCGACGUGAUGAACCAGUCGAUCUCCAACCCAGCGGCGCCCGAAACGCCGUACGUGGUGAUGCUGCACGCCAUCGACUUCCUGUCGACGAACCAGCCGUCCGCGACCGCGCUCAUGAAUUUCGGGGGCUCGGGAGGCUCCAACACCCGGAAUUCGAUCGCCACGCUGCCCGGCGGCGGAUCGGGCGAAACGCCCAUUCCCUUCGUGCAGACGACCUGGUCCUUCGAGCACCCGAACCUGAACAUCCCGCCGCAGUCGCCCUCGUCCUCGACGAUCUCCAACGCCCACAACGUCCGCCGCACCCGUCUGACCUUCCCCGUCCAGAACCGCGGCGUCUGCCACGGCCUGGCCGGCUACUUCGAGACUGUGCUCUACCGCGACAUCGAACUAUCAACAAACCCCGUCACCAUGGAUACCAAGAGCCAGGAUAUGAUCAGCUGGUUCCCCAUCUACUUCCCUUUAAAGACACCCCUCAACGUCCCCGAUAACGGAGAAGUCGUCGUGACCAUGUACCGACAGACGGAUAACCGCAAGGUGUGGUACGAGUGGAUGGUGGAGGUGUUCGCGCUGGAAGGCAUCCCCGAGCCUCCCACGGCCGAGCUGGUGGCUCCGGUCAUGAGCGGUGCGCGGGCGGGCUCCUCAUCCGCCCUGAACAGCCCCGAUCGGGAGCGCGCGACCAAGUCACGUGGCGUCCGGCGCGUGCGGGUCGGCACCAGCGAUCUACACUCCAGUAUCAAGGAAGGGUGUCUCAUGUGAUUUCGACGUGACACUUCUUGAUCG